Doryrhamphus excisus (bluestripe pipefish) is the source of this 6738-nucleotide messenger RNA. The record is from RefSeq and is a predicted model, not a curated record. NCBI's taxonomy places the organism in Eukaryota, Metazoa, Chordata, Actinopteri, Syngnathiformes, Syngnathidae.
GUUGACUUAGUAGUUGACAUAAUAAUGAGUUGUCAUAUUGUCACGGUUCAUUGCACAUGGGUUUGUCUUUGUGCAAAGUGGACCAAAUACACAUUGCGCAAUGUCUGAAUGUUUUGCCCUCCUGUUUCCACAUUGAGCAGAAUACUAUUACCAGAGGACUCUAUACUGUUACCAGAGGACGCUUGCAGCCAGGUAAGCCGUCCAACAAUUAAUAAAUCUGUUAUUAUGCCCAUCCUAAAUAAUAACUACAAUUUUGUAGAACAUACUUUCUAGUAUAUUUUUAUUGAAAAACAGUAUUUGUUGUAAUAUAAUGUGCAGGUAAACCUAACAAUAUUAAUAUAUAUAAUGUAUUAUAUCCAUAUAAAAAUUGUGCAUGCAGACAUUAUUUGGAUAAAUAUAUUAAUGUGGUGUGUUACAUUUGUUAUUACUCAUUAUUUUGCUUCUUGUUGGUUCAAUAAAAAAUAAUGUCAGUAUGCUAUAUAUGCUACAGUGUUGUGUAUGGAUCAAUAAUAAUAACUAAGUGGCCCAUUCAGCAUCACUGGUUCAUUGUUGCAAUGUUGCUAUAUGUUGAUUAUCUUUGAUUUUCAAAGUCUCUGAUCUAACUGGAUUUGUUUUUCUUCCAGACUGACCAGUAGAGGGCGCUGUGAGCUCAAAGGUCCUUAUCAAUGCAGCAGCAUCAUGACCAGUCAUAUAAAACCAUCCUGCUGAGUCAAACUCAUGUAAGAUGCAUGAAGAAAGAGAAAAAGUUGAGACCAACUGAGCUCAGGUUCAGCUGUGGUGAACACUUUUCUUUUGGGGGCAAACAUGUUUGCACCAUGUUUUUGUGAGAAGCACUCUUGGAGGAUGCAGUGGAUGCGGUGAAUCAACAGGGACAAAAACUACCUUGCACAACAAAAACCAAACCAGUGAGCUUGCCGGCUGCUUGAACUUAUUUUUUUUCACAUCAUUUAUCCUUUCUGAACCAAAAUGCAACAGCCAGAAGCCCAGCAAACGACUCAGACACCGGACUCAGACAUACUGGACCCGGAAGUUGGAUACAUACGGAGGAGGAAAACAGCUCUGUGGGUGACAGUGGCUCUGCUGGCCCUGUCCCUGGUGGUGUUGGCCAUAGGUCUGAUCUCCGCUACACGCACCGACAACGUGCCCGUGGCUGGAUAUUACCCAGGGAUCACCUUGAGUUUUGGGGCAUUCCUUGGCAUCGUGGGAAUCCAUCUGGUGGAAAACCGCAGGCCUAUGCUCAUGGCGGCCAUUAUCUUCGUCAGCAUCGGAGUCGUUGCGUCUUUCUUCUGUGCCAUUGUGGAUGGGAUCAUCGCAUCAGAGUUCAUUGACACAAGGCCCCUGCAAGAGGACAUGUGCGACUUUUAUGCCAGUGGCUCUGGAUAUGCUUAUGACAGCUACUAUACUGAGGUGACUUGUCAUUCAUUUGACAAAGCCUGUAAGUUGAAGCUGAGAAGUAACACCUGCUACUGCUGCUACCUGUACAACUGUGAGAGCGCAGACUAUCACCCACAGUACUUUGAGUUCACCGGUGUCAGCAGCUGCUGGGAUGUGAUCCAUCUUCAUCGUUUGCUGUGGGCCUCGGUGGCCCUCAACGUGAUCGGCCUCUUCCUUGGAAUCAUCACUGCCGCCAUCCUCGGAGCGUAUAAGGACAUGCAGAAGCCCCUUCCACCAGUGGCCCCAAGCCCAGCGCCGCCACCCCACAUCCUGUACAACCCCACUCAGCACAUGCUCACAUAUGCUGGAUUCUGUCCUGCAGGACAGAAUCUACCUGCUUACCCCAACUAUCCAGUCCAGAUGCAGCCUAACAGCAGUUUCCAGGGACCUGCCACCCCACAGAUGAUCCCAGAGGGGGGACUUCCUGGUACUUCCUGUCCUUCUGAAGAAACCCAUAGCCAGCCGCCCUCACAGGGUGUCACCCAGGAAACAGGAGGUUUCAUGCUCACACCCAAUGCUCCAAUUCUCUACGCAUCCUCCAAAAGCCCCUUUGAAAAACCUCCACCUUAUAACUACUGAGCCUUCAGGCAAAACAAAAAAAAUGGCAUGUUAGGUCAUUUGUGUCUAGACUUUGUCUACUUGAAUUAGUUUGUAGGUGGAGAUGUCUAGAAAGGAUGCCGGUGUCUAUCUGUGUAGUGUUAUAUAUAAAUAUAUAUAUUAUUUACGUAGAUAUGAACUUCUCAAGUGUUUAGUCUACCAUUAAAGCUGUUUGCUAUAACCAUCCUUAGAUUGCAGGUGCUCCUGUGUGUUGUCUCAUGACAAAUGCACUACGAAUAAGGGCUUUCUUUCAACAGGAAUAUAACAUUAAAGAACACCAAUGUGGCUGCUAUAUUGUUUGUAUUGUCAAUGUUAACAAAGUAGAAUGUUUCGUGUGACUUGUUGCAACAGCAAGGAGUUAAGUGUGUAUGAUUUAUCAGUCAGCACGUUACAUGAACCACCUUCAGCUCCACAACAUACAAACAUUUUCAAAGUAUAAUUGUACUCUUUUGACGUUCAUAGAACUCUUUAUUUUGCUUUUUUUUUAAAUAGGAUUGUAGCAUUGUACGCAUACUGAGCUGGUAAAAAGAAAAAAACAAAAGAGCAUUACAAUGUACACCACGAUUAAAAAAACGAAACAUAAAAAAGGUAAUAUUUCUGGCAUUCAUUCAUGAGGAAACUAUACGGUACAUCAUGGAGUUGAGCAUUGCUCCUCUGGCAAGGUUUUUUUUCUGCAUUUUGGUUUAGUUAGCACCUAUGAAUUAAAGAACUAAAGAUGGUUCUGUAAAGUUCUACUACGGUUCUAUUGCUUUCAAUCCCCAUAAGGGAUGCAAAUCACAGCUGUACUGUUUUUUUUUUUAGAGACUUAAGUGUUUUUUUCACUUCAAUGCAUGAUAACCUCAGUGAGAAUAUUGCAAGGUAGUUUAUGUCUAGAAAGCAGUGUACAGUCUCAUUAUUUACACACAGUAUAUUAUAGCACACUCCUUUUUCCUCUCAGUAGCUUGUAUGGUUUGUUGGAUGCAGUGCACUUCCUCUUCGUUGCGGAGACGCCCUCCCUCCCUGUGCUUCUUUAAUGAAUGUCAUUGUUGGACCGGAUUGCAGUGGGUGCUAAGAGUAACAUGGUUCCGAGGGUACAGGAUUUGGGCCUUUAGUGUACGUAGGGAGGGUUGGCUGUCAGUCAGUGAACAGUAUGCUGCAGCUUUGUGAAAGAAUAUGCCAUCUUGUAGAGUGCUCUUCAAUGUAGGGCUGAUCUUCUCAGUAGGCACAUGGUUUUAAAUUGUACAUAGACAUGUAGCGGUGCCAUGGUGGAGAAGAGAUCAAGAACAUGGCUUCAUGUCUCACCACAUCAACCUGCAAUGUGUGCAAAGGUUUUCUAGAAGUUAAUAAAGGGAGGGAGGACUCAUCUUUCUACACCCUUUUCUUCAAAUAGGACCCUUGGUCGCUCUAGGUGUCAGGAAUCGUGGAUAUCGGCCAACCAAGUUCAGGUCAUCUGUCGGUAUAGAAUACCAGGUCCAGAUAGCAGACCUGGAUCUGACUGAUGCUCUUGAGGGCUAAAAUGGUGGGGCGAGAAAAGCAUUCCAUCCCAUGACUUCUGCCUGAUGAAGUGGAGAUCGCAUGUUGGCUUAUUGAUUUACUUAGACUGCUUAAAGUCAUUGGUAGUGCCUGGUGACCAUUGACUUAGGGUCCACUUGGACCACAAGACCUGGUUUAGAUUUAGACAUUUCAAUCUAAUAUACCUCCUCACUACUCGAGGUUUGAUCUCAUAAAUAAACUGGAUACAAUCUCCACUGCUUUUUAGAUGACUUUUUUUGCUGUGGCAAAGUGAAGGUCACUGGUUUGAAUCCAGCAGGGGGCAGGAGUGGGAACGGAUAUCGUUAUGUUUUUCAAUGGCCUGGUCCAAGUCCAACGUUUGUCCAUUCACGGUGACCUCCAUACAGCCGCUGUAGGGCGCAGUCACCAGGGUGGAGACCAGGGGAACCUCUGAGGGAAGAAAUGACAACACGGCUCAAGCUGUAAGUGAACCAUCACGUAAACCACUCAAGCACUAAAGGCAUACAGUAUGCUAACAUCGCUGAAGCAGACUGUAUUACUGACAAAACAUGUCUAAAACUGUAUUUGUACAUAGAUGGGUGUGUUUACUUAUAAGACUACGGUAUGUUACCUUCACUGUCUUAAACCAACUCUAUAUAUCAUGUGCAGUUCAGUAGCAACUCCAUUUAUUUGUUUCAAAUGUUUCCUCUCCUCAGAGAACUCUAAAUGUACUUGAGCUCCUUCAUUCCCAACACAUUACGUGUGUGCUCACCAGGGAGACCUCCUAUGAAGGUGCUGGAAGGAGACAAAAGGUCCACCGCUGCAUCUGCAUCUUCACUUCGUCCAGGCUGCCCAUCAACCAGCAACUGUGUGUAGUUGCCUGAAAUCUUCAGCUGGAUUUCAUGACUCUCGCCAUCACAGAGGGGAGCCGGGGAGCUGGCGAUGAUGAUGUCACCAGCUGAUACCAGAACAAACUAAGACAAAUAGUUUGUUAGAUUUCAGAACACUGCUGUCAGCGGGUUUCAGUUUUUCUCGAUUGUUUACACACAAUUUGUGAUGCCUGAGACACAAUGACCACAACAUAACCAAUGCACCAACUCCAUGGUAAACUUCUUGUUUUCACAAAGAACACAAUGCCACUCAAAAUAGUAAAAUUAAUAAUCCUAUUAUUCACACUGACUCAUCACAUGGGUAAACACCUGUCACACAUUUUUACAAUUAGCGGUCUAACAAUGAGGGAGGCUGGGCAAAGGGUCAGAAAUCCACAAACACACAAUCCCCUUCUCCAAGCUAUGGAAGAUGCAUGUGGAGAUAUUCCAGCGGAUGCUUUCUAUGGCUGGAUUCGCCAUGCUAGGUGAAUCCCCCCCCCCCCCAUUGCAUGUGAUGUGAUGUAGAUGAGGUCCUGUGGCCUGACCCAAACAGAAGACGUGAUGCAGCAUGGUCUUUUCCUUUGUGAUUGAUUGAUUUUUUGUUUAUUAUUAUUUUUAUUAUUUCUUUAACUAAAUCUGUAUACAUUUAGAUGCAGACCACUGUAUGUGGAACAUUGUGUUGGCUGUGAUGAACACCCCGUACAGUGUUUUUCUGUGAAAAAUAAAAAAUAUACAGUAAACUUCGGAUAGGAUAUAUCUGAUUCAAUUGUUCCCACUGGUUUUGUCCGAUAUGAGCGAAAUCCGUUAUAUGCGCAUACCGGAAAAUGUCCGUUUUACGCAUAUAUCGGAUUUAUAUCCGGUAUAUGCGUAAAUCGGAUUUUAUCCGUUAUAAAAAGGCACUUCCUUGACUAUGUUUCCAAUGUACCUGGACGCGCAGGCAACGCUGCAAACGCUGCAAAUGACGUCGUAUAGUGGCCUGUCACGAUUCGGCGAAUCGGAGCGCCACGAUGCGGCCAUCCGAUAUAUGCGAGGGAAAUUUAAUGGAAAUGCAUUGGAACGGGACUGGAGAUUUUGUCCGAAAUAGGCGAAAUCCGUUAUAAAAAAUCCGAUAUAUGCAAUGAAUUUUUAUUGGAAAUGCAUUACAGAAAAAUCGGUUCUUUUUUAUCUGUCCGUUGUGAGCGAAUUUCCGAUAUAUCCGAGUCCGAUAUAUCCGAGGUUUACUGUAUAUUCCUGUGUAAUUUUGUGUUCUGAGUCAAACAAAAUACAAAAAUACCAAAAAACAAUUCUAAAAUAUUUUGCAAGAAGUGUCACACUGAACACAAAAAGGCCUGAGUCAUGAUGAAUAUGAUGUAAUCACAGUGUUUUACACUGAGCACAUCAGCGUUCAACUGGUUCAUAUAAAUGUUUGUUCACAUUUGGAGACAAAACACCAUUUUGAGAAGAAUAAAGACAGUUUUGGAUGUAAAGUUUCAUUUUGCAGGAGAAUUGAAGGGUUUUCAGAAAUGUGUGAGUGAUUUUUGGAUUUGUGUGUAGAGUUCUGAGAAUAUGAGGCAUCCUUUUAGAAAAUGUGUUUAAACAAUCGAAAACAAAACUAAUACGCACAGGGCGUAUUUAGCUGUACUUACAUCUCGCCACUCAUCAGUACCAGGAUGAUAGUCAGCAAGAGAGAUUGAAAGGGGGACGGUGUCUUGGUGAACGAGGGCAAACAACACCCCAACAGCAGACGUUGGAUACAGGGACAGACGGACACUCAGGUUUUGGGAAUCUAAUAAGAAGAAUAGAGAAAAAAAAUUACUUAUGAGUAAAAAUGAGGCAAAAAAAUGUCUAAACACAAACACACAGCACCAUAGCUGAUGUUGAAGAAUGCAAAGCCUUUGCCAGGAUAGUACGCUCCAGGGUUCUCUGUGCUGAAACACUGAAUGUUCUCAUUGGUCGUUAUGCUUUCUUGCAUUGACCUGUCUCCGGUCAACCAGCGCCACUCCUUCAUACAGCCAUCCAAACGAGGGUUCACCUUUAAACAACAGGAGCGGUUGAGAUGAGACAGGCAGUACAUUAAAAGAAAAAAAGGUAGCAUAAAAACCAGACCUUGCUGACGAGGCUAGUCUCCUUGAAGGGGACCCCUCCCACAGUGAGGUUGAGUUCAUGCAUGUCCUUCUUUAAUGUGAACAGGUCACCGUUUACUGCAAUCUUCAUAACGGCCUCCCUCUCAAUCUUAAUGACAAGACUCCGCCCCUGCUCCUCUACUGAAAUCUAGUAAGAAAAUAAGAAAUAUGGAAGGUAGUCCAAGCCUGAAUGAACUGACAGAGACUAACAGAGGAGCUGACAUUUGAUCCAAAGAGCUAACCUUUCUCCACUGGCCGUCAUUGAC